AUGUCACCAUCAAACUUCGAACCUGUGUCUCCCAUAGACCUUACUGUCGACUCGCAAACUCGCUCCCAUCGCCCUGGCCGCUUCGACAACGACCCCGACCUGGACGAAAAAUCAGAUAUCAAAGCAACCACUCGCUCGAUCCGGACAAACUCGACGGCUUCCUUUCAGUCUUCCAUCGGUGGCGGCAACAGGCCCGUGAGGCGGGCACGCUUUGCCGAAGCGACGUCUGUCUUCUCGCCCGCCUCAGGCCCUGGCGAGAGUCAAUCACCCUUUGCAGAUCCGCCUGCGACCGGCAAGAUGGAGAACGGCAUUAGUCACAACACAGCCGCCGCGCCAUCAGAUGUCGGAUUCGGCUAUAUCGCAGACAACCAGCCCGUCGAGCAAACAGUCUAUAUUCGAGCUGAUCCUAAUGGCGCCGCGGGCCAGCCUCUCAAGUCCGCUUUGAAAACACCGGGGACCGCGUCCAGAAUGUUGAACCCUCUUUCUCCAACCUUCCGGGAAGAACAGGUCCUUGAGAAGGAGGAAAUGAAGACCGAGAUUCAACAGGCUAAAGAUCUGAAAGUCAAAACCCGUGUACGCAUGGCCAAAAUGGUCCUACGAGGCGUGAACUUCUCCUGUUCCCUGAUCGUACUCGCCAUGCUGUCGACUGUAUUGACAAUUUUCCACGCGACCAGAUCCCUACCGCCGCGGAACAACCUGCCUCCGUGGGCGGCCGGCCAAAAACUCUGGCCACAGAUUGUCGUUUUGUCCAUCGCUUGUGUUUCGCUCCUCUUCUCCAUCAUUGUCAUUUUGGCGUACUGCCGGGGUGGACACAAGCGUGCGGAGAAGGUCGCUGUAUAUUACACCAUGUUUGCGGUGGGAUGGUUCAUGUUCAGCAUUGUCAUGUGGCUCGUCGGUGCGGGCAUCCUGCACGGGAGCAAAGCCAGCGGCAACGGACAGGAUUUGUGGGGUUGGUCCUGCAAGGACAACAAACGCCGCCAACUCUUCGAAGACGACAUCCACUACGCGCUGGUAUGUCGGCUGCAGGACUGGUCCCUGAUUUGUUGCAUCAUUGAAGUUGUUGUCGAGGUGAUCGUCAUCGCCAUCUAUGGUAUUGUCUUCUACAGGUUCUGGAGCAAGAACCGACUCAGGAAAUCCAUGGACGCGCGCGAUCGUGCCAGAAGCGAUCUAUACCUCGCCCAGCUGAGGACCCAAUCUGCACCGAACACUCCGGGCUUCGCUCAGACACCCCGAACUCCUGGUUUCCCAUCCGCGCUCAAGAGCCAACAGGACAUACACUCGGCCGCAGAACAAGGCACGUCACCGAUACAAUUCGCCUCACCGCACAGCAUGACCACUGCGUCACCAUUCAAACUUCAAGCCCCACCUAUCCGAGUAACGAAAGCAACCCCUAUUUCCACCGCGACCGAGGGUAUUAGCUCACCAAGACUGUUCUCCCCGUCAUCACCACCUCCACAACCGCCCAUGUCUCCUCCCCCUGAGGAACGAAUACACGAGCACAUGGGCGCCGCGCCUGGAGAACAACAGUAUGAGUCUGUCCCGAUUCCCGGGGCGAACUAUGUGCCCCCCAGUCACAACCAAGGACAGCCUGGCCAGGCGUUUUGA
Fonsecaea nubica is the source of this 1605-nucleotide messenger RNA. RefSeq lists its product as hypothetical. The record is from RefSeq and is a predicted model, not a curated record. NCBI's taxonomy places the organism in Eukaryota, Fungi, Ascomycota, Eurotiomycetes, Chaetothyriales, Herpotrichiellaceae. Bases 1 to 1605 code for a protein of 534 amino acids. The transcript is spliced from 2 exons.